ACUUCGCUUGACCACCAACCGCAUCGCUCGUUCUGGCCGUCGUAUUCCAUAACCCUCUGGUUUUGAAACCAUAUCUCGUAGAAUAUUCAUGCUCACAAGGUUUCGUCCUAGACUCUUUGGACUUUUCUUCGAACCGACCCCCAUGCUUACUCCCUCACCCCGCAGCAGAACAGCGCCAAGGCCAAGGGGCACAGUUCAUCCGCUCACCACUACAGCCACCGUUCGCACCACUGAUACUGGAGUUUGUAUCAUCGUUUCUUCCCCAGUACGGAGUGCAUCCCAAGGGCCAAGGGUCAGGCAGGCCUCUCACACACCGCUAGAAUCCCGAUAUGGCAAUAUGUACGGUCCACAUCGAUUGUGGCAGAGCGCCCAGAGUCUCUCCGAGGUGAUGAUCGUGUUUUGAAGCUUUUCAGGUUUGCCGCAAGUCCUUGCAGCUAUGGAGUUUGAAAACGUACUGAACAUCAUCUUCUGCCACUCUAAUCAACAUG
Molecule: messenger RNA, 488 nt
Organism: Eremomyces bilateralis CBS 781.70
Lineage: Eukaryota; Fungi; Ascomycota; Dothideomycetes; Eremomycetales; Eremomycetaceae
Exons: 1
Coding region: 89-403 (104 amino acids)
Source: RefSeq, a predicted model, not a curated record